GUGAAAGAUGGUAAAGGACCUGUUUACAUGUUACUGAGGGGUGAAUAUGUCAGUCAGCUGAUCAAGACCUCCACUGAAGGAUCACCACUGAAUAUAACCGGCACUUUACAUUGAUCUGCAAGCAUCUUUCUCCAACAGUCAUGGCUCUUUGGAUUAUUUUACCUGUUCUUUUGUGUGCUGUCUCAUUCAUCGGCUGCUGGACAGUAUAUGGACUUGCAUUAAGUUACAAUCAUAUCUGCUCUCUUAAUACCUGGGAAUAUAGAAACUCCUGUCAUCCGAAUGAAACGGGGAAUUGCUGCACGAUGAACAACAUCCCCACUGUUAGCGCAAGUGGAACAAACUUUCCGGAAAACUCGCUUUUCACAGCAACAAUCAGUGCUGGGUCAUUUCUAUUUCUGGUUUUCUGUGUUUUCCAUCACGCACAUAUUCUGGAUAGAAACAGCGUUCAUUCUCUUCUCAGUAAGAUUGCUCUGAUUAUGGGCUGUGUGGUGUCUGCGAGCGCUUUCAUGGCUGGCAACUGCAAUCCGGCAGAGCUUGUGUUGCUCCAUUAUCUGGGUGCUGCAGUGAGCUUUGUGUUUGUGUGCCUGUACAUGAUCAUCCUGACCUCGCUCACCACUAGAUGUAUGCUGACGGGCUGUGAACAGGUUCUCUACCCACUACGCAUCAUCUUAACCAUCAUCCAGGUUUCUGCCACCAUCCUCUAUGGCAUUUUCUUCAUCCAGGAGCAUUACUUCUACAAGCAGAUCUCAGCAGUGUUCGAGUGGUUUCUGUGUGUCAAUCUGGAGCUCUACGAACUCAGCUACAGCGUAGAGUUUUACUUCUUCUCCUCAUCGAUGCUCUCAGUGCUUCUAGCCAAGAAAGAAGAGGAGAAACCUCUAAUUUUAUCUUAAUCACUAGGAACUUUAGUUUUUGUUAGUGUUUCUUUUGUCCUUUAUGGGUUUAAAUAGAUGCCCUUUUAAAAUGUAACCUCAUAAGGUUGACUCAGGAGACGUUUGAAGACUUUCACAUCAUUUUGAAUGCACACUAAAGACCCUUUGAGACCGCAAGCACUGGAUUCACUUUGGAGCUUUUUUUGUUUUUACUCCAAGUGGAGCAACAGGCACUUUGAAGUUCCUAAGCAUUUUUACUUUUGAAAUGGUAUAUAAUACCAUACAGGUGCAAUAUUUGACCUGAUAUCUAGAUUUCCUGUGCGGUAGGGUAACUCGGUUGGCUCAUGCAGCUUAAACGAUUGUUCAGUGUUUACCUCAGGCUUUUAAUCUAAUCGUUCAGGCCCCUGAAAAUGUAGAAUCAGCUGCUGGCCGGAUAUGUUGUCAAAACUGAAAGUGCCAUAUAGAAAAAAGAUAAGAAUGACCCAGUCAUAGGUUUAUCUCAAAUUAAAUUAUUUGCCAUUAUCUUUUUGUAUUGUGUUGGUAUUUCAAUUUCGACUGUUGAUCAGGGGUGCCCAAACUUUUUCACUUAAAGGAUCAAAAACAAAACAUCAUUGAGAGCCAUGGGCUGAAGGUAAAUACACCAAACUACGUUACAUUAAAGUCGGCAUGGGUAAUUUCCUUAUUUAUUAAAUAAUUUUUCAAAAUUAAUAGAAAACGUCACUUUAUAUCAUUUAACCUAAUGCAGUGUAACGUUUUAAAUGAGAACUUAUUAACAAUAAAAGCAUAAUCACAUUUA
Molecule: messenger RNA, 1665 nt
Organism: Danio rerio (zebrafish)
Lineage: Eukaryota; Metazoa; Chordata; Actinopteri; Cypriniformes; Danionidae
Cellular component (GO): endomembrane system
Source: RefSeq, marked validated